Messenger RNA from Ochlerotatus camptorhynchus, 1482 nucleotides. RefSeq lists its product as uncharacterized. Gene Ontology annotation, cellular component: nucleus. Lineage: Eukaryota; Metazoa; Arthropoda; Insecta; Diptera; Culicidae. The record is from RefSeq and is a predicted model, not a curated record. The transcript has 2 exons. The coding region runs from base 65 to 1171 and encodes 368 amino acids.
UUCCAGUGCCCAAAUAGACACUGCGUCAAAGUUUCUUACCAACAAAAUAUCAUAGCAAUUCAAAAUGUUACGAACAAUUCUCAAACUCGCAUAUAGCAAGCAGAAAUCACUAGCUCGAAACUAUGCCCGGCGCGCUCGCAAUCCCGGUGUCGAUCGACGGAUGGCCCUGCUGAACAAGGAUCAGCUGCAUACCAAACUGGAAGAUUUGGAACAGCUGGAGGAGGCCGACUUCAGCCAGGUUCACAAAUCCCACAAACAGUACGAACAGGAAGCCCAGCACUACCGGGAAAGACUGCAAAGUUGGAUUGUUGGGAACAAGUAUUUCAAAACGAAGCAGCUUAAUUUUCUGACCUGGUCCGAGAAGGAACAGAUACGCUACUUGCAUAACUUCGACCCGGAAGAAUGGAGCAUCGAUAAGCUGGUGGAGAGCUUUCCGGCGGAUCGUUAUACUAUCGUGAAAAUUAUCAAGGCCAAAUGGAUUCCACGGGAUGCCAACAGGGUCCAGAAGCACGACGAAACGGUUCAGGAAAAUUGGGAGCUUUUUAAAUCUGGAAGAAUCAAGAACAUUGACGGUGGAUUUGCAGAGCACUUGAACAAGUUUGUUCAUCGAAACUUCCAGGAGGUUCAGAAGCCGAAAGUGGAACAUAAGCGACUUUACGAAAUACGACAGCAAGUUCCGGAAGACGGGGAGUUUUCGCGAAUUAUCACCAGUUGCAAGAAGUAUGCCCAAGCUUCGGAACAGACGGAUGUAAAACGGAUUGGUAAGAUGGAAGGAGCGUAUGAUGAGAUUCCCGAGAUUCCAGCCAAAGCACCAAAUCAGGACAUGUUUGUGAUGAAGGACGUAUCCGAUCGAUAUCCGAAGACACUUCGACAGGUAAAGCGGGAACUUGGUGUGUCAACAGCGGCAGAAGACAGCGACGAGUCGGAUACGUCCUCCGUGUUUUCAAGCCGCGAUAAUCUCAUUGAUGUGAAGAAAUACGAAUCGGAAUUGAUUUCUUUCGAUGCGAGCAACACACCAAGCAGUGUGCAUCCAGAUAUCAGGGAAAGCAUUCAAAUUCCUCGAAAGUUAUACAAGAAGGGUGCAACCUACCAGUUGGACGAUUGCUUCUACGACGACGAUGGAGAGUUCCUAUAUAGAGUGCCUGGCAUGACGGGAAAGUCUAGUCACUGAUGGGUGACUGGUCGGUGAUAGCGUUACUCCGUAGGAAAUGUGAUUAUGAAGCUUGUAGGCCAAUAUAACAAUAGUAGCAAGUUGAACAAAUUCCAAAUGUAUGAUUUGUAAUUAGUGAAAGAACUUUUCUAAUUAAUCUGCGUUGCAGUCUGCGUAUAGUUUCUGCUGCUAUUCAUGUCUAGUUGUGCACCUCCCCAAAAAAUAAACUAGCUCUAAUGCCAUCGACAGACAUGAUUGUACUAGCGCUGUUACAUAGUUAGCAAUAUUAUUUUUCAUAAAUAGUUACACAUAUUGAGCAUAUUUCUGCACUA